Molecule: messenger RNA, 2916 nt
Organism: Saprolegnia parasitica CBS 223.65
Lineage: Eukaryota; Oomycota; Saprolegniomycetes; Saprolegniales; Saprolegniaceae
Exons: 11
Molecular function (GO): helicase activity
Source: RefSeq, a predicted model, not a curated record
AUGGCGGGCCGCUUUGUCACGAGUCGCCCCGGCCCCGGCGGAGCGAUCGCGUACGAGCUCGACCCGGCGAGUGUCACGGCGAUCUUCCCGUCGCAUGACGUCUCGACGGCGCUCAAGGCCAUGGUCGAAGUCUCGCUCCGCGACGUUGGCAGCCUCCGCCCCAAUGACACCCACGACGUCGACACGGCCAAGCUCCAGGAGUUCUUCCCGGACGGCCUCCAGGCCACGGACGAGCUCGUCGUGCUGCCAUACAACGAGUCGGGCGCGCAAAUGGUGUUGCCCACGGACCUCCCAACUCUUCCUCUUGGCCACCGCGCUGCGUUCAUCGGGCAAGGGAAAUUGGAGCUCGCUCCGGGUAUCGACACGAAGCAGUUCAUCGCGAUUGGCGGCAUGCAACUCGACCUCCUCCUUGCGGGGAAGCAUCGCCUCAUGAAGUGGAAGUGCGACGUAAAAAAAAUGCUCGAGCUCUCCGCUACGAUCCCGGUCGACCCGCCGACGACACCUCAGCGCAUCAGAGGCAAUCCGCACCUCAUGGCGUCACCGUCACCCCGGCACAUUGGCGCGCGCCCCAUGACGUCUCCAUCGCCCCGGCGCAUUGGCGGGCGCUUCACGGCGUCUCCAUCGUCCCAAAUCAUUGGCGGGCGCCUCAUGACGUCUCCAUCGCCGCGAAGCUCGACGCCGUUGCCGUCGCGAUCACCCCAACUGAUCGAGUUCAUUCCGCAGCCGUCGCCGGCGUCGUCGCCCGUUAAGAAGAAGAAGAAGGCCGGCGCGCGUCUCCAGGCGGUGGUGGAGCUCGACCCGAUCGAGGCGAUGAAGACGGCGUUCAACGACGCCAAGACGCCCAAGGCGCUCAAGACGCCGAAAUCGUCGACAGAGACGCGCGACUUUUUUUUCAAAGUGCUCUUGUCCAAGGCGCCCGAGUUCUCGUCCAAGAUGUCGACCACGGAAACGUACAAGGAGCAUUUCAUCGCGCUUCUCGUCGCCGAAGCCCAAGCUGCGAUCAUCUCGGGGCAAAAUACGCUGCCUGCCACGUGCACUGCGCUCGCCGCCUCGUUCGACGGCGUCUCGGACCCCAACGUAGCGACGUUCCAGACGCGUGGGGAAAACUCGAUCAAAAUGGGUGACGUCGUCCGCCUCAAGGUCGACAAUUCACGACGAGCUAUCGGCAUCGUCGAGCGCGUGCACGGAAACAUGGUCGACGUCGUUUUUCUCCAGGCAACAAAGACGGCGCUCGACCUUUCGAAGGCCACCGACAUCGAAGCCAAGGUGGUCGCGUCGCUGGUGACGACGCUGCGGAUGGUCCACGGCGUCGGCUCCGUUGACAAGUUGCCCGGGCACUUGCGCGACGUUGUCCUCAACCAGUCAAGUGCCGUUGCGUCCGUCUCGGUGCUCAAGGCUGCCGCGACCACGCUCCGCGCCGUCAUCCAGAACUCGAAUUGCGUCCCCAAGACGUCGACCAAGAAGGGCAAGGGCAAGAAGGCGACCAAGAAGCAAAUGGCCAAGGAGGACGAAAACGUCGUGCUGACGCUCUUGACAGAGCUCGCGAAAAUGAAGAUCUCGGUCGAAACCCUCGAGGCGACCCAGAUCCACGACGUCGUGGCCGAGCUCGUCGACAAGGCCAAGGCGCCCACGGAAGCCAUUGCGAUGGCGGCGGCCACGCUCGACAACGCGUACCAGUCGCUCAUCACGCCGUCGCUCUACGACGUGGACCGCACGGUGGCCGAUCUCAUCGCGUCCGAGAUCAACCCGUCGCAGUUCCAGGCGCUGCGUCGCGGCCUCGGCAACCUCGAGACCGGUCUCUCGCUCUGGAAGGGGCCGCCGGGUACCGGCAAGACGACCACCAUUUGCGCCCUCCUCUCGGCCCUCCUCUCCAAGGCAUCGCCAUCCAAGGGUCACUUGCCGAGUGUCCUUGUGACCUCGGAUUCGAACGCGGCGAUCGACGAGAUUAUCACGCGCGUCUUCUCGGUCGGGAUUUUCCUCGUCGGUCACGAUACGAAGGUCCAAGCGCAGCUGCCGCGCCCGGAAGGACUCCCGACGCCUUCGCUCACGGCCGUCAAGAUGGGCAGUCGACCUGGCGCGCGGGACAUUGGCCUCGCGACGGCGGCCGCGCGGUACAAGGCCGAGAUCGACGACACGCUCCGCAAGCUUCCCGCCGACGACAAGCGCGUCACGAGCCUCCGCGCCGAGAUGGAGCUGAACAAGUGGGAGCUCUUGGCGCGCGUGGCGACCAAGGCCAACGUCGUCUUUGCGACGCAUUCGUCGUGCGCUGGCGCCGACAUGACGCACAAGCUCCGGCAUUCGGGCUUUGACGCGGUCAUUGUCGACGAAUGCGGCCAAGCGACCGAGCCGAGCUCGCUUCUCGCGCUCCUUGCGCAGGCCGGCCGCGACGACGCCAAGACGCACGGCUUGGACGUCUCGCUCAUGGAGCGCUUGGAAGCGUAUCUGCCUGUGACGAUGCUCACCGAGCAACACCGCAUGCAUCCGUUCAUGAGUGCGUUCACGGCCAAGGCGUUCUACGACGCUGCCUUGACGGACGCACCGGCGAUCACACGACGCGUGCUGGCGCAGGACGCGGGCAUGUACGCGCACCCGGCGUUCCAGCCGCUCACGGUCGUCGACAUUGCUGGCGUCGAAAAGCGCGUUGGCACCUCCAAGUCCAACGACGCCGAAGUCAAGUUCUGCAUCGACCAGAUUGAGCAACUCAUGCUGACAUUUCCGCGGGCUCGAAGCGGCGAGUGGAGCAUCGGGAUCAUCACGCCGUACACGCCGCAAGUGCACAAGAUUGUGGACGCCAUUGAUGCCAAGGUGGCGGCCAAGAUGAAAACCAAGAUGGAGACCACGGCGUGGACCAGCAUCGAAGUGUCCUCGGUCGACGGCUUCCAGGGUCGUGAGAAGGACAUUAUCAUCGUCUCGUGC